GAAAUAAAAAUAUGGGAAACACAUCGCAGACAAAAUCCCUCUCCGUCGAAUUGUUUUUUUCUUCAACCUAUUCUCGCGGAGGCAUAAGCCGUCCAAAAUAUCUCUUCCACCGUCUCUCUAGAUAUGGCGGAUGCCUAUUGGAGGUAUAAUGACGCACGUCAACACCAGCAGCCGCCUACACCGCAGUCCAUCCCUACUCUCGUCGGAAAACGCCCUCGGACCGAUUAUGAUGUCCCUAGUGGUCACGAGCUGCCCAACUAUUAUCCUCGUAAUGAUGAUAGGGGAGCUCUAAGUAGAGACACUGAAGCCAUUGGAGCAUCCUAUGACCGUUAUCUUCGCAGCACGCCUGUUCAAUCAUAUGGUGGGGGACACUCUGCCAGGCUCAUAAGUGGAGGGGUAGCAGGCCGCCCCAUUGAUGACCGGCGUAAGAUGGGUGUUGAGCCUAUUGACCGUGGGCUUACUGUAAAGGACAGGAGCCUGGGAUUUGGAAGGUCUGAGGUCUCCCUUCCACCUGAUGCUUCAAGUACACUCUUUGUGGAGGGCUUGCCUUCUAACUGUACACAGAGAGAAGUAUCUCAUAUAUUUCGCCCUUUUGUUGGCUACAAGGAAGUGAGACUUGUGAACAAGGAAUCAAGACAUCAUGGGGGAGAGCCACUAGUACUUUGCUUUGUAGAUUUCUUGAGUCCAGCUCAUGCAGCCACUGCCAUGGAUGCAUUGCAAGGUUACAAAUUUGAUGAGCAUGACCAUGACCAUGACUCGGUCCACCUAAGGUUGCAAUUUGCUCGCUAUCCUGGUGCAAGGUCAGGUGGCGGGCAUCGGGGCAAGCGUUGAAUUAUGUGAUCUUCAGGAUUUGCGCAAAUCAGGAGUUUAUGAUAAUGAGGGACAAUACAACGUCGCCAUUUCGAGAAUUACAUUUGACGCUUUUGUUAGCACAAAGUUAAAUCUGUAGUUCCCUAUAAUUGUGCACCCAUUGCGAGAGAUUAGAGCGCGUGCUCGUCCUUAGAAAGCUUUCAAUUAUGUUUUUUUUUUUCCUUUAAAAUAAUUUAUACUAUCUUAAUGCAUCUCAUAAGAAGUUGCUUAUUUCUCGUUGAGGAUGGUGGAGACUUGUUUGUAUUUGUCAGUGCUCUGCUAUGGGAAUUAGUUUCUGAAGUUUAUAUCAGGGACAAAAACACAGUUCAUCCUGAGCGGAGUUAAGCGUUAAACGUCUAUUAUGGUGAGUUAAACGCUAAAUGUCUAUAAUUGUGGAGUUGAACGCUAAACGUCUAUAAUCGUGGAGUUAAAUGCUAAACGUAUAUUGUUGGGCUGUUCAGUC
Tripterygium wilfordii is the source of this 1312-nucleotide messenger RNA. RefSeq names its product nuclear speckle RNA-binding protein A-like. The transcript has 7 exons. Bases 124 to 831 code for a protein of 235 amino acids. The record is from RefSeq and is a predicted model, not a curated record. Lineage: Eukaryota; Viridiplantae; Streptophyta; Magnoliopsida; Celastrales; Celastraceae. Gene Ontology annotation, molecular function: mRNA binding.